AUGUCUGAAGAAAGGCAUCACAUCUUCGCGUUUGACACGUGCUUUGCAGACACCGUUGCGGUGAUAAUGUCCGACACGAAGACCAAUACCACCAAUCGGUGGCUCAAGUUCUUCAGAGACGCGGGUCUGCCAUCGACUGUGGCCACCAAUUAUGCCAUUAUCUUCACUUCGCAUCGCAUCCAAAACGAUAUGUUAAGCGACUUAACCAAAGAGAUCCUCUACGAUAUGGGCAUCAAAACCAUGGGUGAUGUCAUCGCCAUCUUAAGACACGCCAAGAGUGUGGACCACAUCACCACUCGAGACCAACUGCUCGGUCCGCACACCUCUCUCGACCCGACACAGAAGCCGACACCCAAUCGGCAAACACUUCCCGCCAAUAACCAGAAGACACAACCCGUGAACCAUAGGUUUAAUACUGUGUCCGCUCCUCAAGAGUCGGCGGCGACGGGUAUGAAACGGACGGCACAGACGUCGGGAAUGGUUAAGACGACGAAUGCAAAGAUGCGAAGAGUGGUUGUGGCGGAUGAGGACGACUACGACAGCCCUGUCGUGAGGAACGGCUCGCAAACGGUUUCAAUGCUAGGACUCGAAUCUCUGAAGUUGUCCUCUUCUGCGGUCAAAUCCAAAUCAUCUGUUUUUUCUCGUUUAGGCGCUGAGACUAAGACUAGUGACAAGAAUUCAACCAUUUUUGCGCGUUUGGGAAACUCUUCGGGUUUGGAUUCAAUGAAUCCCAUCCGACGGGUGACCAUAAGUGGGAGCAGUAUUAACACAACUCUUAAUAAUAAAAACAUGAUUAAAUUAAAUGAAAGGAUUACACAAUUGCCUAAAAAACCAAUCGUUGCGCCAAACGCUUUGAGAAGCACUCAAACUGAAACAAUUGGCAAUAGGAAUAACGGGUCGAUUGUCAGCGAGUUCUCCAUCAAACCGAAUGAUUGUCAACCGAACGGCCGCUUCUGUGGCCACCAAUCGGGUGCCGACGGCGUCGACGGCCGUAACGCAGGCCAAGAGGAUUGCGAUGAAGAGGGCUAA
Messenger RNA from Medioppia subpectinata, 1029 nucleotides. The record is from the annotation of a GenBank genome assembly. NCBI's taxonomy places the organism in Eukaryota, Metazoa, Arthropoda, Arachnida, Sarcoptiformes, Oppiidae.